Messenger RNA from Fonsecaea nubica, 894 nucleotides. RefSeq lists its product as hypothetical. The record is from RefSeq and is a predicted model, not a curated record. Bases 1 to 894 code for a protein of 297 amino acids. NCBI's taxonomy places the organism in Eukaryota, Fungi, Ascomycota, Eurotiomycetes, Chaetothyriales, Herpotrichiellaceae. The transcript has 2 exons.
AUGGAGGCAUCGACAAUGAACGGCUACAAUAAGAUUGCAGGUCUGAUGGGCUCUUAUCAGGAGCUUUGCAUCUUCCGAAGGUUUCUCAUCUUGAAUGCCAGAGACCUGCUCUGCCAACAGGCUGAGAUUGUGAACUUGGAGCAUGACCUGCUGGUAGCCAUCAGGGACGACCGCAACUCCGGCGACCCGCUGAGAAAAGAGUUCGAGUACGACAUCUCGGCUCUAAAAGGCCCACACGAGCAUCCUCGUACUGGUCUUCAAUGGACCAGAACUCUCGAGAUGCGAAGGCUGCUGAAGGAGUACAACACUUCCCUUCUGCAAUUUGCCUCCCUCUGUCGACUGGCUCCUGUGAACAAGUCCGACUUGGCCACGCUUCACGAGUUGCUCGAGAAGCCGGACAGCUGUGGAGAGCCGUUUCUGACAGCUCAUGAGUACGAGACAUGGGACGAGGAAAACAUUAAGGACCUGACAUCGGUGGCCGGGUUGUACACUGAUAGAGACGCCCUCUCAAGAUUCAUCGAUAAGAUGGUGAAAUCUGUCUACCACAAACACAUAGGCCACAAACUCCAUGACCCCCUCUCGGUGACCGAGGCGUGGGCAGGUGCAGGAACACACAAACACAUCAUCAACUAUCCUGACAGCUAUAUCACCAACACCAUCGACACUCUAUCGACCAUUUUAGCCUCGGUGCUCCCAACCAUUGCCGCCGUGGGAAUAUACCUCCUGGAUGAUUCCAUGACGAGGAUGGCAGUUAUUGUAGCGUGCACUCUUCUCUUCUCCACAGUAUUCUCGUUGGUUGCCAAACCCAAACGAGCCGAGUGUUUCGUGGCGUCUUCUGCCUUUGCAGCGGUUCUGGUCGUUUUUGUGGGAAAUUCUAAUGGGAAUUCGUGCUAG